AUGACUAAUGGUAGUUGGUGUGGAUUCAUGAAAGGAGUAAAUAUGAUGCUUGACUACCUGGUAGCCUUACUGAAAGGCUAUGAAAGGAUGAUCGGCAAGGUAGAUGUAAACUAUCUGACUUAUCCUGGUAUCUAUUUUAAUACAGGUGAGGCUAAUGAUAAGGAUGUACAGGUGGUGGAGCUCCCCAUUGUUGACAGCUUACAUCCACGGCCACCUUACUUACCAUUGGCUGUCCCUGAAGACCUGGCUGAUAGGCUAAUCCGCGUACAUGGGGAUCCUGCAGUAUGGUGGGUCUCACAGUUUGUCAAAUACUUGAUUCGUCCACAGCCUUGGCUAGAAAAAGAAAUAGAGGAAGCCACCAGGAAACUCGGUUUCAAACAUCCAGUGAUUGGCGUUCAUGUUCGGAGGACAGACAAAGUAGGAACAGAAGCAGCAUUUCAUCCCAUUGAAGAAUAUAUGGUGCAUGUUGAAGAGCGGUUUGAACUUCUUGCUCGUAGAAUGCAUGUUGAUAAAAAGAGAGUAUAUUUGGCUACAGAUGACCCUUCAUUAUUGCAAGAGGCCAAAUCCAAGUAAGAUUAACUAUGAUUAUAUUACAGU
Molecule: messenger RNA, 597 nt
Organism: Meleagris gallopavo (turkey)
Lineage: Eukaryota; Metazoa; Chordata; Aves; Galliformes; Phasianidae
Source: RefSeq, a predicted model, not a curated record